Erigeron canadensis is the source of this 1236-nucleotide messenger RNA. RefSeq names its product putative pectate lyase 21. The transcript is spliced from 6 exons. The record is from RefSeq and is a predicted model, not a curated record. Gene Ontology annotation, molecular function: pectate lyase activity. NCBI's taxonomy places the organism in Eukaryota, Viridiplantae, Streptophyta, Magnoliopsida, Asterales, Asteraceae. Bases 57 to 1043 code for a protein of 328 amino acids.
UUAAAUCCGAGCCUCGACGGAAAGAAAAAAAAUAAAUUCAGAUAAAAUCAAUAAUAAUGGCGGCAACGUUACCUUACGCCGAUGUCGAUUCAACCUUAAAGGCAAUCGCCGGACGGGCGGAAGGCUUUGGCCGUUUUGCAGUCGGUGGUGCUCACGGUCAUGUGCAUCACGUGACCUCUUUAGCUGAUGAUGGUCCGGGAUCACUUCGUGAAGCAUGCCGCAGGAAAGAACCAUUUUGGAUCGUUUUUGAAAUUUCAGGCACUAUCCAUCUCUCAUCCUACUUAAGUGUGUCAUCACACAAGACUAUCGAUGGUCGUGGCCAGAGAAUAAAACUGACUGGAAAAGGUUUGCGGUUAAAGGAGUGCGAGAAUAUUAUUAUAUGCAACUUGGAGUUUGAAGGCGGUAGAGGACAUGAUGUUGAUGGUAUACAGAUUAAACCAAAUUCAAAGCAUAUUUGGAUAGAUCGCUGCAGCCUGCGUGACUAUGAUGAUGGACUUAUAGAUAUAACUAGACAAAGCACAGACAUCACAGUUUCUAGAUGUUACUUUUCAGGACAUGACAAGACGAUGCUAAUUGGUGCCGAUCCAUCUCAUAUUGGUGAUAGAUGUAUUAGAGUAACAAUUCAUCAUUGUUUUUUUGAUGGGACCCGGCAAAGACAACCUCGUCUUCGAUUUGGGAAAGUUCAUCUUUAUAAUAACUACACUAGAAACUGGGGAAUAUAUGCCAUUUGUGCUAGCGUUGAAGCACAGAUAUACUCUCAAUGCAAUAUCUAUGAAGCAGGACAGAAGAAAAAAGCCUUUGAAUUUUAUAGUGAAAAGGCAGCAGAUAAAGAGGAAUCAAGAUCAGGAUUGAUAGUAUCGGAAGGUGACUUGCUCUUGAAUGGAGCUCAACCAUGUCCAUUGAAAGAAGCCAAUGGAGAACGCAUGUUCCAUCCUAGUGAGUUUUACCCAGUAUGGACGAUGGAGCCUGCUUCUGAUGCGUUGAGACAAAUUCUCCACAUCUGCACUGGUUGGCAAUCUGUUUCGAGACCAGCUGAACAAUGAUUUGUGCCGUGAUCAAGGGGGCUUUGGGAACGAGCGAAGAGCGUAGAAUGACUUGGACUUAGCACCUUUGGCCUUAGAGUUCUUCAAAGCUUUAGUUCUUUAUGUUGGCUUAUAAGUACUCUUGAAUAUUUUGUUACUUUGACUUUGGUUUGACUUUGGUUGACUUUCAAUAAGAUUAAUGUCCCUUUUGUCC